Molecule: messenger RNA, 1947 nt
Organism: Bactrocera latifrons
Lineage: Eukaryota; Metazoa; Arthropoda; Insecta; Diptera; Tephritidae
Gene: Cyp4aa1
Product: probable cytochrome P450 4aa1
Exons: 5
Coding region: 240-1757 (505 amino acids)
Molecular function (GO): heme binding; monooxygenase activity; oxidoreductase activity, acting on paired donors, with incorporation or reduction of molecular oxygen
Source: RefSeq, a predicted model, not a curated record
CGUCGCGUAUUGAACGAGCGAGUUAACGAGCCUACAGUAAGGCGCAGCGCAGCAAAAAUUCAACACUGAGAAAAAACUCAUUAAAAGUGACUAUCGAAAGUGAAAAUAAGUUAAUGGCAUUAGUGAGAUAAGUGCUAAUUGAAGUAUAUUCAGUAGAACAAAGUGCAAUCUGUGCGAACUUGCAAAAAAUAAACGAAAAAUAUUUGAGAACUGUGAAAAAGGCGGAGACUUAGAACAGAAUGUUUAUUCAGAAAAUGAUCGAUCAUGCCACACACUCGGAGUUAUGGAGUUUUGCAACGCUACUGGCCAUUGCACUGACCAUUUAUAGUUUAUGGGAUUAUAUAAAGUCAGUACUGCUCUCACUGAAACUGUCAGGACCGGAAGCAUUACCCAUACUUGGCAAUUGCUUGAUCAUAAAGGAGAAGGACAUGCUUGCCAAACGCGUGGCAACAGCUUUCGGUCUAUACGGUCCACUAAUACGUGUUUGGGUUCUACUUUUCCCGUUCUUUGCCGUGCUGCAACCAGAUGAUUUGCAAGUCAUACUCUCUUCAAAGAAACAUACAGAGAAAGUGUUCAUCUACAGAUUGAUGCAUAACUUUCUGGGGAAAGGUCUUAUAACGAGUAGUGGCGAAAAGUGGAACGCUCAUCGAAAAUUCAUACAACCCAUGUUUCAUUUGACGAUUUUGGAACGCUUCAUUGACACAUUUGCGGACGCCUCUCAAACACUCUUCGAGAACUUACACGGAUCCGCCAAUGAAGAAGUUAAUAUCGCCAAAUAUAUCAACAAUUGUGUCAUAGACAUAUUAAAUGAAGUGGUCCUGGGUGUACCGGUAAAACGGCAAGGUGCCUUAGUGGAUAUGGAGCAUUCACCAUUCAGGCAAGGAAAAGUGGUAGUCAACGAGCGUUUUUUGCAGCCGUGGCUUCUGUUUGAGAGCAUUUACAAGUUUACGAAAAGCGCAUCAGAAGAGCUCGAUCAAAAGAAGCGUCUCGACCAAUUUACACGUAAAAUGAUCAAGCGCCGUCGUGAUAUGAUAGCGAGUGGACCUCUUGUCAGACGCAAGUGUCUGCUGGAUUAUAUGAUCGAAAUAUCGGAUAACAAUGCUGAUUUCACCGAAGAUGAUAUAGUAGAUGAGGCCUGCACAUUUAUGCUUGCCGGACAAGAUUCCGUUGGCGCUGCAGUUGCCUUCACACUCUUCCUACUUGCUCAAAACCCCGAAUGUCAGGAGAAAUGUGUUGCAGAAAUUAACGAUAUUUUCAUGGACGACCAGCGCGCCCCAACUAUGAAUGAUUUGCGAGAAAUGCGCUAUGUGGAGAUGUGUAUUAAGGAGGCAUUGCGCCUGUGCCCCAGUGUGCCUUUAAUGGCACGAAAAUUGGGCGAAGAAGUGCGUUUGGGAAAAUAUACACUACCCGCUGGUAGCAAUAUAUUUAUUUGUCCUUAUGCUACGCAUCGUUUGCCACAUAUUUUCCCUGACCCCGAAAAAUUCGAUCCCGAACGCUUCUCGCCACAAAACAUGGAAACACGCCAUCCUUACGCCUAUAUACCGUUCAGUGCGGGCCCCCGUUACUGCAUUGGUAAUCGCUUUGCCAUUAUGGAAAUGAAAACCGUUGUCUCGCGUUUAUUGCGGAGUUAUCAGCUGCUGCCUGUACCCGGCAAGACCUCCUUCAAUGCCACGUUUCGCAUUACACUACGCGCCUCAGGUGGUUUAUGGGUGCAUUUAAAGCCACGCGAAAAUCCUCUCAUCGAUUAUAGCAAUUAAGAAAGGUUUUUUUGGACUCCUAUAUUUAAGGUAUUAUAAACUUUUAGCUAUGGUAGUUGUAGCUCUAGUUAAACAAAUUCUUGCGGGUAUUCCUCACUCCCACAACCACAAUAGCUGUAAAGUAUUUAUAUGUAUGUGUAAGUAAAUACAUACUACUGUGAUCAAAUUAAAAGGUGAAUUUUAUCCAUUU